Molecule: messenger RNA, 2178 nt
Organism: Carassius gibelio (silver crucian carp)
Lineage: Eukaryota; Metazoa; Chordata; Actinopteri; Cypriniformes; Cyprinidae
Product: beta-1,4-galactosyltransferase 7-like
Exons: 6
Coding region: 424-1377 (317 amino acids)
Biological process (GO): carbohydrate metabolic process; proteoglycan biosynthetic process
Molecular function (GO): xylosylprotein 4-beta-galactosyltransferase activity
Source: RefSeq, a predicted model, not a curated record
AAAUCAUAGGAACUUUAUUCCAUACGUUGUUUCCAGAGGAGUAUUUCAAAGACGGACGAUUGCAGCCAGCGUGUGAUUUUUCUCUCUUUUGUUACAGUAUAAAACAAGCGGAAACUACAAAAGUAUACAUAUUUGCGGCUUGUAAGUAACAAUUGAGACGGAUGUGUUGCUUUAAAAUCAUUACGUAUCGCUACGAGUGACGUAACCAUACAAAACAAGCCCGAAAUAGGGUUACUUACUAUGAAAGAGAUCAUUCAAGCCGACCGCUAGGAAGAAUGGGAUUUAAAGUUGGAAGUAAUUUGUGAUGGAAAGAGCCAAUAGACAUUGUUGCAAAUUGGAAAUUAGAUUUUAAUAUGUAGCUGACAUCGUUUCAAACUCAAGUUUGCAUCAGUGAAGUGUGACAGUGUUGCACAGAAAGGCAAGAUGAUGUACUCUUCACGGAGAAAACCUGUGCUGUAUUUCAAAGAUGAUAGAAGUUUUCUGUCGAGGAAAUGCACCGUCUGGAAGCUCUUCGGGCUCUGCAUGCUGUUUGUCUUGGGGUCUCUUCUUUUGGUGCAGCUGACUUGUUCAGGAGACGUGAGCCAGACGGUUGGGUACAGUCACCUCCCUCACCAGCCCUGUCCCGUCGAGAGACAGUCUUCAUCUGCUGAUGACCCAUCCUGGGGCCCUCACAAAAUGGCCCUCAUUGUACCAUUCAGAGAGCGCUUUGAAGAACUGCUUAUAUUUGUCCCUUACAUUCACACUUUCCUCAACAAAAAGAAAAUACGGCAUAAAAUACUAAUUAUAAACCAACUGGAUCACUUUCGCUUCAAUCGGGCCUCUCUUAUUAACGUUGGGUUUAUGGAAAGCGGUAAUGACACGGACUACGUUGCAAUGCAUGAUGUGGACUUGUUGCCUCAAAAUGAGGAUCUGGACUAUGGUUUCCCAAACGAGGGACCCUUCCAUGUGGCCUCGCCGGAGCUUCAUCCCUUAUAUCAUUAUAAGACAUAUGUGGGAGGGAUCCUGCUGCUCACCAAGAAACAUUAUCAGCUGUGCAAUGGGAUGUCAAACCGCUUCUGGGGAUGGGGAAGAGAAGAUGAUGAGUUUUUCAGGAGACUGAAAGCUGCUGAUCUUAAGCUUUUUAGGCCAACGGGUAUUACUACAGGAACUAAAACAUUUCGACACAUCCAUGAUCCAGCCUGGAGGAAGAGAGAUCAGAAGCGGAUCGCUGCACAGAAGCAGGAGCAGUUUAAGGUGGACCCAGAGGGUGGCCUGACUAACGUCCGCUACAAGGUGGAGUCCAGACAGGAAGUGACCAUCAGUGGAGCUCCGUGUACGGUCAUCAACACCUUUCUAGAGUGUGACGUCAGCCUGACCCCAUGGUGCCAGUCCAGCUAAUGUAUUGAAGCAGGACCCAUGAAGCCAGAAUGAGAUGCAUUGUCCUUCUGUGACUGGUGCACUUUAAAAAAUCACCCUGAUCGGCUGACCAAAAGAACUUGAAGAUGUGACUGUGGGGAGAGAACUGUUCUCUAAGUUUUAUUUUUAUAGGACAGUGUUGUUGGCUUCAUCCAUGAUGAAGAACACUGCCUCAUUUUUUAACUAAACUAUGGCCAAAUGUCAGGUACUGCACUGAGUUUGCAUCAUCAACAUUUCGAGUACGAGCAUCCAAAUGUCCGAUUUAAUGAUGAGUUUUAUAAUCUUAAAAGGUGGCGUGUUUCUCUUACUGCAAUUGUGAGUAUUUGCUCAGCCGUGUCUUGACAGAUUUUUUUUUUUUUUUUUGCUUGAAUUUAAAGUCAUGUCUUGAAAAGGACAAUAUUAUGUAUAUUAAAUUUAUUUAGGGAGAACUUAGAUUGUAUUUGCACAUUAUUCAGUAUUUAUAUGAAAACAAAGGUUUCCUCAUUUCAGUCGUUGUAUUUUGUCCCAUGUUUCAGAUGCAUGGAGUGCUGUUACAAGUUCUGCUCACAGGAUUAUACAUAGAUCUUAUGACCUGGAGGCAUGAAGCUAUAUGCAAACAUCUUCCAGUCAAAUGUUAAUAAAAUUCGGACUCAACAUACUUUUUUUAUUGGCAAUGCCUGAAAUUAAACUGGGCAUCAGUAAUCUGUCCAAACUAAGUUGUUCUUGUGCCUGUGGCAACAAACUGCUGUGUUAAUGCACAAAACAUGUUUGACACAUAAUAAAGAGAAUUUGACUCCAUUGUAA